This is a messenger RNA of Scedosporium apiospermum, 1692 nucleotides long. RefSeq lists its product as uncharacterized. The coding region runs from base 1 to 1692 and encodes 563 amino acids. The transcript has 6 exons. NCBI's taxonomy places the organism in Eukaryota, Fungi, Ascomycota, Sordariomycetes, Microascales, Microascaceae. The record is from RefSeq and is a predicted model, not a curated record.
AUGGACGAAUCCAACAACCUUAACCCUAUCGCUUGCAAACGAUGCAAGGAACGCAAGGACCGACCAUCGGCUAUUAACGCUUCUCUUAGCACGGCGACUGCCGGCGAUAACUCCGCCUUAUCGGCCAUCCUUGAACGUCUACAGCGUGUAGAAGAAUCCAUCACACAUGCGCGGGCAGUGUCGGACAUCAGCACUCCUUCCUACACCAUAAAUGUCGAGUCCCCAAGCCAGACAAGUCAGAGUCAUGGAGCUAUUAGUAGUAGCAUCUCCUCUGCGCCAUCGGCGAUCUUCACGGGAACGACACCUUCGCCGCGACUACACCUGGAGCCUUCUGCGCCGACCGCGCUAGAUGCGACUGCCAUUCUCAGCGAUGCCGUGGCCCAGGUGGAAAGGGUGAGGGCAAAGAGUCUCACGACAGCCACUAUUACUGAAGAUGUGGCGAUAACUCCGGAAAUGUCCAAACUCUGGAUCAAAAAUUAUUUCAGCCGAGAACCCGAAGACACUUUUUCGAGUUUCCUCCCCAGGAAACUGCUCGAGAUGAUGCCCGACCUCGUGGGCAUGCCGCACGUCGACAUCGACGCGUCCAUUUGGGUCAUCUAUUACUGCAUUCUCUACCAAGGGUGCUGGUUCCCUCCGAAGAAUACGCCGCCGCCGGACUAUCAGAGCCAUCAAAGGAGACUCUACAUUUGCUGUCUUCGGUCGCUGCCCGUCUGGAGGAAGCAGGCGACCGGGACUAUAACAGACUUUUUGGCGGCAUUGUUUAUUGCCAGGGCAUCAGUUGAAUAUUUCGAUCACGAUCUCUUCUGGCAAACCUUCAAGGACGCCUGUCGGUAUGCCCAGGGGCUCAACCUCCACAACCUCGACAGCAACGCCAUGUCCUCGAGCGUACGAAGCGUCGUCGCCAGCUGGGACAGGAAAAGCCUGUGGAUGCUCAUCCAGAUCGACCUCUUCUUCCGCCUUCUAUGCGACACGCCCCCCGUGCUGACGGCGAACCUCGACAACUGGCGCGUGAACCUGCCGACGAUAUCCGCCGAAGAGAGCGAGACUGGUCCGAGGGCCGUGACGACGUCGUGCUUCAUCGUGGGGUCACGGGUCACCUUGAUCUUGGCGCAGUUCUUCCAGCUGCUUGAGGCGCCGACGAGGAACGACGAGACGCUGUUCGACGAGGCUUUGGCCCUGUGCGAUGAAAUUGAGAAGGUGUUUGAUGAGUGGCAGUUUCACGACUGGUUCAGAACCUGCUCCGAAGACAUCAACCUCGUCUGGGCGGUAGGAGAUGUGUUGCAAACGGGCUACGUCUCCAUCAUCUUCAUCAUGCGCAAGAUUGCCGCGCUCCGUUCCGGAUCACCUACGCCAAUCACCUGCGACGACGACAUUCCGGACCACCCCAUCGUCCUCCGAGCGGCGCGGCAGGGCCUCGAAAUCUGCGACGUCGUCCUGCGGGACCACCCCUACGCGUCGAUGAUUUCGUUCUUGUUCGGUGCUGGCCAGGCUCUCAUUUCCUGUGGAUGCUUGUUCAAGACCAUCUUGAGGGCCAGUAGGCCCGGGGACUAUGCCGAUGAUAUUGUGUUGCUAGAGAGGGUUGCUAAAGCGCUGGAGAGGGUUUCAAAGGAGCAGACGGAUUUUGCUCCGUUGGCGCAGGCGAUGGCUGAUUUGUGCAAGGAGGUGCAGGUGAGAGUUGAUGCUCAGGUAUAA